Dovyalis caffra is the source of this 402-nucleotide messenger RNA. NCBI's taxonomy places the organism in Eukaryota, Viridiplantae, Streptophyta, Magnoliopsida, Malpighiales, Salicaceae. The record is from the annotation of a GenBank genome assembly.
AUGGCUCGCCAACUUCACUUGAAACAAAUACCUCUAAGCACAUCAGGAGCUGGCCUGGCUGCAGUGACUCUUCUCUUGGGUGCAUUUGCCUUGUUCAUGUGUGCUUCACAUUCGCGUAAAUGGCGUCGAUGGAGUGCUUGUCAUGGGCCCUAUGACCAUGAUCCGGUUAUACAACUUAACACUGAAGAUACAAUGUUGGGCACAGGAGUUCAUGGCAUCCAUGCAGGCAGUCGCGAUGAUAGCUUGUUCAGUGGUGAACAAGAAGCUUCAGUCUGGAGGAAGAACAUUCUCAUGGGCGGGAAGUGCCAGCUACCUGAUUUUUCAGGCGUCAUCAUUUAUGACUCUGAGGGAAACGUAGUCACCCCAGCCAAAAAUCCCCGCCCACUACUCACCUGGAAGUGA